Molecule: messenger RNA, 1458 nt
Organism: Prunus dulcis (almond)
Lineage: Eukaryota; Viridiplantae; Streptophyta; Magnoliopsida; Rosales; Rosaceae
Product: 7-deoxyloganetin glucosyltransferase-like
Exons: 3
Coding region: 1-1458 (485 amino acids)
Molecular function (GO): UDP-glycosyltransferase activity
Source: RefSeq, a predicted model, not a curated record
AUGGGAACAAUAAAUCUACCAAAAAGGCCUCAUGCUGUGUGUCUCCCAUUCCCAGCUCAAGGUCACAUAAGCCCAAUGAUGAAGUUUGCAAAGCUCCUACAUCACAGAGGCUUUCACAUAACCUUUGUCAACAGUGAGUACAACCACAAACGCUUGCUCAAAUCCCAAGGCCCCUCCGCUUUCUACAUCUCCCAGGACUUCUGUUUCGAAGCCAUCCCCGAUGGUCUGCUCCCUAUGGACGCUGAUGCUACGCAAGACAUCCCGUCUCUUUGUGACUCCACAAGCAAGACUUGCUUAGGACCAUUUCACAACCUGCUUGCUAACCUUAGUCUAGACAAGGCCCUCCCACCGGUGACCUGUAUUGUCUCGGAUGGUAUCAUGUCAUUCGCCGUCAAAGUGGGUGAAGAUCUUGGAAUUCCGGUGGCGCUGUUCUGGACUGCAAGUGCAUGUAGCUUCACGGGCGUCACUCAUUAUCGUCAACUUAUUGACAAAGGUCUUACACCACUCAGAGAUGAGGCUUCUCUAACAAACGGGUAUUUGGACACCACGGUAGACUGGAUUCCAGGAAUGAAGGAUAUUCGUCUGAGAGAUCUCCCAAGCUUUCUACGUACCACAGAUCCAGAAGACGUGAUGCUAAGCUUCGCCUUGGGGGUGGUAGAAAGAGCAUCCAAAGCUUCUGCUAUCAUCUUAAACACUUAUGACACAUUGGAAUAUAAAGUGUUGGAGGCUCUUUCUUCAAUGUUUCCUCCAAUUUACACCAUUGGCCCCAAUCACUUGCUUGUGAACAAGAUUGUUCCCCAGAACACUAUAUUGUCAUCGAUUGGUUCCAGCCUUUGGAAAGAAGAGCCUGAGUGCCUGCAAUGGCUGGAUUCCAAGGAACCCGACUCGGUGGUUUAUGUUAAUUUUGGGAGCAUUACUGUUAUGACACCCCAACAGCUUGUUGAGUUUGCUUGGGGUCUUGCUAAUAGCAAAAAGCCCUUUUUGUGGACAAUUAGGCCUGACCUUGUGAAGGAUGAUGCAGCUAUUUUCCCAUCGGAGUUCACCCAAGAAACGAAACAAAGAGGUUUGUUGGUCAGUUGGGCACCACAGGAGGAAGUUCUGAACCACCCAUCUAUAGGAGGAUUCUUGACACACAGUGGCUGGAACUCCACCAUUGAGAGCUUGAGUGCUGGAGUGCCAAUGGUUAUAUGGCCGUUUUUUGCGGACCAGCAGACGAACUGUUGGUUCUUGUGCACUCAGUGGGGAGUUGGCUUGGAGAUUGAUAGCAAUGUGAAGAGGAGUGAAGUGGAGAAGCUUGUGCGAGAAUUAAUGUCUGGUGAGAAAGGGAAAGAGAUGAGAAAGAACGCCAUGGAGUGGAAGCGAAAGGCAGAGGAAGCUACUGGUCCAAGAGGUUCUUCAUUACUGAAUUUGGAGAAGUUGGUUAAAGAUGUACUGCUGCAGCCAUCAAAACCCGAGUAG